This is a messenger RNA of Cuscuta campestris, 2689 nucleotides long. The record is from the annotation of a GenBank genome assembly. Lineage: Eukaryota; Viridiplantae; Streptophyta; Magnoliopsida; Solanales; Convolvulaceae.
AUGAAAGUCAAAUGAAAAUAAAGUUUGGUCAAUGGAAGUCAUCUUCCACUUCCUCCUCUUCGAUCAACUCUGUCGUUCAUCUUCUCUCAACUUCUUCAUCGGAUCCGGCCUGCUCGAUUUCUCUCUUCUUUGAUCCAGGUGUAGGUGAAUCAUCAAAACCAGUUAUGUCUCCUUAUGAUGAAGCAAUGAAGGCUUUAUUUUCUCUUAUAAUAAAGCGUAGCCGUGCAGAUAGCACCGGUGACAGAUUUGAUUUACUUUUUGAUUAUAUUAAGAUACUGGAAUUGGAGGAACCAUUAAAAAAGAUGAAGGUUAUCCAUGUCACUGGUACCAAGGGAAAGGGGUCAACUUGCACUUUCUCAGAAUCUAUAUUACAUAGUUGUGGUUUCCACACCGGGCUUUUUACAUCUCCUCAUCUCAUUGAUGUUAGAGAAAGAUUUCAAUUAGAUGGGGCAGACAUUAGUGAAGAAAAGUUUUUGACUUAUUUCUGGUGGUGCUACAAUAGACUCAAGGCAUGUAAGAUAGUGUAUGGGUUAUUCAUCCGUUAUAGUUGUUCUAUAUGUCCACUUAUCAUCUGUGUGGUUUGAAGGGAGGGGAAAUCUCCUCCAAUUUUGAGGAAUAAAAAUAAAGAGAGAGGAGGGAAGAAAGAAAUAAUUUGCAUGAAUUCCCAAGAGACCAAGACAGUUAUUAAAUGCGGAGUAUGCAUGAAUUCCCAGACAGCUGUUUUUACCUCAUAGAAUGGUAGAAGUAUGGAAUUGUCAGUAGGUCCAGUUUUUUAAAGGUCAUUUCUUCCUGCUUACUGUUAGCACUACCCAUGGAUACACAAAAGUAACUUUUAGGAUUAAAGAAUUUGAACUAAGAGUAGAUUCAUUUGGUUCUUGUUGCCUCUUGAUAGUCUCUAGGAAUGAUAUCAAAGCUAGGAAUUUGUUUCUUGAUCUUUUUACUUGCUACUUGAGGAUGAAAAACUAAGUUCAUUUUGUUGACAUUUCCAUCUCUUGGAUUUAUAAAAUGUUUGCAGCAAUGCAUUUGUGUCUUGACCACUUCAUCUGUACAAAUGAUGAAAAGGGAAGAUUGUCUUGAGUGGUUGAGCGACUUGGAAGACUACACAUUUUUUCAUCCUAUACUUUUAUCAUCAAACACAGUUGUAGUUGGUUUCACUAUUUUUUGUUUGCAGGAUAAUACCUCUGACAAGGUACCAAUGCCUACUUAUUUUCGCUUCCUUGCAUUGCUUGCAUUCAAGAUUUUUUCUGCAGAGCAGGUGGAUGUUGCUAUAUUGGAAGUUGGCUUAGGUGGAAUAUAUGAUGCAACUAAUGUGGUUGAGAAGCCAGUUGUUUGUGGUAUAACUUCCAUUGGGUAUGAUCAUAUGGAAAUUUUAGGAAAUACACUUGGGCAAAUUGCUAGAGAGAAAGCUGGAAUCUUCAAGCGUGGAGUUCCAGCUUUUACCGCGUCCCAGCCUGAUGAAGCUAUGCAUGUGCUUAAAGAGAAGGCUUCCGAGUUAGAUGUAGUUCUUGAAGUGGCAGCCCCACUGGAUGCCAGUUUACAUAGAGGAAUUCAUCUUGGUCUUAGGGGUGAACACCAAUAUACAAAUGCUGGUCUAGCUGUGGCAUUAUGCUCUACUUGGCUUCAGAGAACUGGUCAUGCUGAAGUUGAUUAUUUAAAGGACACAGCAUCUCUGCCCGAGCAAUUUCUGGCAGGAUUGGCAAAUGCUACUUUACAAGGAAGGGCUCAAAUUGAACCCGAUAGAGUAAUAGAAAGUGAAAGUGCAGGGGAUCUUGUUUUCUACUUGGAUGGUGCUCAUAGUCCUGAAAGCAUGGAUGUGUGCGGUAAAUGGUUUUCCCUUGCUAUCAAGGAUGACCACUGGCAACACAGUUGUAAAAAUGAGGCACACCAGACUAGAGCCUCUCAUGAAUCACCACAGAUAGACAAUUUCCAGAAGCCAAAGAAAAUUUCUACACAGAUUCUGUUAUUUAAUUGCAUGUCGGUGAGGGAUCCUCAACUGCUCCUUCCACGCCUGAUGAGUGCUUGUGCAAUGCAUGGAGUUCACUUUAAGAAGGCAUUGUUUGUUCCCAACACAUCAUCAUCCUUUUACAAUGUGGGUACCAGCUCCUUGAACCCAUCAGAUAAUCAAAUUGAUGUCUCCUGGCAGUUGAAUCUUCAAAGGUUCUGGGAAAACCUUAUUACUGAGAAAGGCAGGGAAAUGGUGAAACACGUGGAUAAAAAAUGUGAGGAAGGGAUAGAUGAUACACUCAAAGGAGCUCGAAGUUGUGAAAACAGCACUGUAUUCCCAUCACUUCCGGUCGCAAUUGAUUGGCUCAGGGAUAAUGUUCGAAACAACAAGUCUGUUCGCUUUCAGGUCCUCGUAACAGGCUCUCUACACUUGGUGGGUGAUGUUCUGAAAUUAAUAAAGAAAUAAGGUUCUAUACAUUCAAGGUUUGGUUUUUUAUAUAUAUUUAUUUUGCAACAGUCCAUAAAUAAUAUGCAAAUUCUGAAAGGCAAAAAAAUGCUUCUUGUGCAAUAUAGGCAUUUCAUUUUUAUCUCAUUUGAGACUGAAAUUUGGAGGAUUUCCAAGAUACUUGUUGGUUAUAUGAUUAGUUACUCCGUCAAGUAAUUCGAUUGGGCUUUUAUUUGGACAUUGUUUUGUCCAGACAGUGAGAUAUAUGCAUAAUGUGUGGUUUGGUAACAUUGUUAUGUC